UUCGCUUCAUCGCUCCCCGGAGCCGCGGCUGCUGGUAGCCAUGGGCCCGGCCGCGCGCCUGCUGUGGCUGCUGCUGCUGCUGUCGCCGCCGCCCGGCCUGAGCGCGAGGCAGAGCCUGGGGACCGGCCGCCGCCCCCCCCCGCCGCAGAGCGGCCCGACGGGGUCGGCGCUCGGGGGCGGGCGCCGGUUGCUGUCCCUGGAGCUGCUGGAGGAGGCCGAGGACCUGUCGCUGGCCCUGCUGGGGACGGGGCUCCCCGGGCAGCUGCCGCCCGAGUGCCGGGAGCUCCUGGUGGGCUUCGCCAACAGCAGCGUGAGGCUCGCCGGCUGCCUGGUGCGGAGCGCCCGGCCCGUGCGCCUCUGCCAGAGCUGCUACCGCCACUUCCAGAGCGUCACGGAGCAGCUGGAGAACAUCACCCGGGCCGUGGGGAAUUCUUCUGAGAGCAACUGUGCAAAAAGCCUCUUGAUGUCUGAUAGGGUACAGCUAGUUGUGAUCCUUUCGCAGUUCUUUAACAGUACUUGGGAGAAGGCCAACUGUGCAAAUUGUUUGAAGAACAACAGUGAAGGCCUAUCAAAUAGUACAGUAGAGUUCCUAGACUUAUUCAAUACAACACUGAUGUGCUUUGAACAUAACUUCCAGGGGCAAUCCAUCAAUUUUGUACCAAGCAACCACACAGAAGUAUGCAGAAGCUGCAAUGGAACUUACAGAAACCUGAAUACCAUGUAUAACAAAAUGCAAAGAAUGACUGGACACUCAGAACAUAGAACGCACCUGUGUAUUGAUGUGGAAGAUGCAAUGAACAUUACACGAAGGCUUUGGAGUAGAACUUUCAACUGUUCUGUCCCGUGCAGUGAUACAGUCCCAGUGAUUGCAGUUUCUUCAUUCAUUCUCUUUUUACCAGUCAUUUUUUACCUUAGUAGCUUCCUUCACUCAAAGCAGAAGAAACGUAUACUCAUUCUGCCCAAGCGUAUUCAGUCAAAUGCCAGUCUUGUGAACAUCCAAGAAAAAUACAGCUGAGCUGCAAAAGAAAACCAGAAAACCACAACUGGGUAUAUAUUGGGUUCAAUUGUGGUGGAAGGAAGACAGCACAAAAGAGGAGUUAAUUACGGUUUAGUGUUGCUCCAUAUCAUUACACAAGUUAAACAACAUGCUGUCUGACACCUAAAUGGGUAUAUUAACAAACAUGACAAGGCAGGGCUAUGAGACGCAGUAUGGACUUCUGAUUUGAAAAAUAAUUUAAGUCUUUCCAGACUAGUUCUGAAGCUGGUUAUUUUCUGAUUGUUUGACUGCAGGUUUUUUUACUUUUUAUCAACAGAAUAUGUACUUCUUCUGUACGUUGUUUUUCCUUUAUAUUUAAUUUUCUAUAUUGACUCCAUGAAAAUGUAGUAUGACAGUUGUUUUUAUUUCCAGGCAUAUUAGCACAGUCAAGAUGUGAUAAUCUUUCUGAUGUGGUUCUUAUGAACUAGCAAAGCUUAAUAUAAUUUGUUCUGGUUUAAUUCAGUAUCAGAAUUAGAACAUUUCAAAGUAAAAAUUUCAUCUUACCACCUUUGGGUAGACUUGUACUACAGUUUUC
This is a messenger RNA of Dermochelys coriacea (leatherback sea turtle), 1571 nucleotides long. It is a transcript of the gene OSTM1, whose product is annotated as osteoclastogenesis associated transmembrane protein 1. The transcript has 6 exons. NCBI's taxonomy places the organism in Eukaryota, Metazoa, Chordata, Testudines, Dermochelyidae. Gene Ontology annotation, cellular component: cytosol. The record is from RefSeq and is a predicted model, not a curated record. The coding region runs from base 41 to 1015 and encodes 324 amino acids.